Messenger RNA from Coregonus sp. 'balchen', 23435 nucleotides. NCBI's taxonomy places the organism in Eukaryota, Metazoa, Chordata, Actinopteri, Salmoniformes, Salmonidae. The record is from the annotation of a GenBank genome assembly.
CUAUGCUUUGGGAAGGGGAAGCUGAUCCUAGAUCUGUGCCUAAGGGCAACAUCUUCCCAGAGCUUGUUUUCUUGUAAGGGGUUCAGAGAACAGUGUUGUACCCCUGACCUUUGCCCUUUCCCCUGCAGGCAGACCCGGGAGCAGGAGACGCCCCCUGACUUCUUCUACUUCUCGGACUUUGAGAGACACAAUGCUGAGAUCGCUGCCUUCCAUCUGGACAGGUAAAUCCCACACCUGUACCUGACACGGAAGAAUCCACAGUGUGUAUGUGUGUGUGUGUGUGUGUGCUCGUGCGUGCACACCCACCACCUCUGAAGUUAGUCAGACACCCACCACCUCUGGAGUUAGUCACACACAUUGUGUCAUCAUUUACGUAUGGCAUCAAUAUGUGUCAAAAAUAAAUAAAUAAAAUAAUGUAUCUCCCCCAAAAAAAUGCAUACAGGGAGGGACCAGGAAAUGAGGUCACAAUCCAGACACAGCGGACGGAUAAGAGAUACAUUUUAAUACCAUGUGUAGACUCAUAUCUGAAAAUGUGGACACAAUCAGAAGAUCAGGACAAAGGACGCAUGUUAGCGGCAGGUAUAAACGGGGCUCAUGUCUGUAUAUCUGAGGAACAGUUAGCAGGCAGAGUUCUGUGUGUUACUCUAAUAAAGCUCUAAUCAUCAGGAGUCUCAUGAGUCGUACUGACUGACUGGCUGAGCACUGCCUUCCUGAUCUUAUAGGUGCAUCUCAAAUGGCACCCUUUUUCCUACAUAGUGCACUACAUUUGAACAGAGCCCUAUGGUGCACUAUGUAGGAAAUAAGGUUCCAUUUGGGAUGCAACCUAUAACAGCAGGAAGGCCAUAGGGCUCCGGUCAAAAGUAGUGCACUAUGUAGGGAAUAUGAUUCCAUUUGGGACAUAGAUUUGAUUUAACAAUGACUAGCUAACCCAACCACCCGGCUCUGUCUGCUCUGUCUGCUCUGUCUGUCUGUCUGGUCUGCUCUGUCUGCUCUGUCUGUCUGGUCUGCUCUGUCUGCUCUGUCUGUCUGGUCUGCUCUGUCUGCUCUGUCUAUCUACUCUGUCUGCUCUGUCUGCUCUGUCUGUCUGGUCUGCUCUGUCUGCUCUGUCUGUCUGGUCUGCUCUGUCUGUCUGGUCUGCUCUGUCUGCUCUGUCUAUCUACUCUGUCUGCUCCGUCUGUCUGGUCUGCUCUGUCUGCUCUGUCUAUCUACUCUGUCUGCUCUGUCUGCUCUGUCUGUCUGCUCUGUCUGUCACCUCUGUCUGCUCUGUCUGUCUGCUCAGUCUGUCUGUCUGUCUGUCUGUCUGUAUGCGUGUCUGUCUGUCUACACUCUGUAUUAUAAUAAUACUGCCAUUAUGUUACACUCCGUAUUAUAAUAAUACUGCCAUGGUUACGCUCCAUAUUAUAAUAAUACUGCCAUGCUUACGCUCCAUAUUAUAAUAAUACUGCGAUGGUUACGUGCCAUAUAUAAUAAUGCUGCCAUGGUUACGCUCCGUAUUAUAAUAAUACUGCCAUGAUGGUUACGCUCCGUAUUAUAAUAAUAUUAUAAAAUAAAAUAAAAUGUAUUUGUCACAUGCGCCGAAUACAACAGGUGUAGACAUUACAGUGACAUUUUUACUUACAAGCCCUUAACCAACAAUGGGAAAAUAAGUGUUAAGUAAAAAAUAGAUAAGUAAAAAAAUAUGAAAAAUAACAAAAUAAUUAAAAAGCAGCAGUAAAAUAACAGUAGCGAGGACUAUAUACAGGGGGUACCUGUACAGAGUCAAAGUGACUAUGCAUAGAUAAUAAACAGAGAGUAGCAGCAGCGUAAAAGAGGGGCUGGGGGGGGGGACAAUGCAAAUAGUCCGGGUAGCCAUUUGAUUAGCUGCUCAGGAGUCUUAUGGUUUGGGGGUAGAAGCUGCUAAGAAGCCUUUUGGACCUAGACUUGGCGCUCCGGGACCGCUUGCCGUGCAGUAGCAGAGAGAACAGUCUAUGACUAGGGUGGCUGGAGUCUUUGGCAAUUUUUAGGGCCUUCCUCUGACACCGCCUGGUAUAGAGGUCCUGGAUGGCAGGAAGCUUGGCCCCAGUGAUGUACUGGGCCAUACGCACUACCCUCUGUAGUGCCUUGCGGUCAGAGGCUGAGAAGUUGCCAUACCAGGCGGUGAUGCAACCAGUCAGGAUGCUCUCGAUGGUGCAGCUGUAUAACUUUUUGAGGAUCUGAGGACCCAUGCCAAAUAUUUUCAGUCUCCUGAGGGGGAAUAGGCUUUGUCGUGACCUCUUCACGACUGUCUUGGUGUGUUUGGACCAUGAUAGUUUGUUGGUGAUGUGGACACCAAGGAACUUGAAGCUCUCAACCCGCUCCACUACAGCCCUGUCGAUGAGAAUGGGGGCGUGCUCGGUCCUCCUUUUCCUGUAGUCCACAAUCAUCUCCUUUGUCUUGAUCACGUUGAGGGAGAGGUUGUUGUCCUGCCACCACACGGCCAGGUCUCUGACCUCCUCCCUAUAGGCUGUCUCAUCAUUGUUGGUGAUCAGGCCUACCACUGUUGUGUCGUCAGCAAACUUAAUGAUGGUGUUGGAGUUGUGCUUGGCCAUGCAGUCAUGGGUGAACAGGGAGUACAGGAGCGGACUGAGCACGCACCCCUGAGGGGCCCCCGUGUUGAGGAUCAGCGUGGCAGAUGUGUUGUUACCCACCCUUACCACCUGGGGGCGGCCCGUCAGGAAGUCCAGGAUCCAGUUGCAGAGGGAGGUGUUUAGUCCCAGGGUCCUUAGCUUAGUGAUGAGCUUUGAGGGCACUAUGGUGUUGAACGCUGAGCUGUAGUCAAUGAAUAGCAUUCUCACGUAGGUGUUCAUUUUGUCCAGGUGGGAAAGGGCAGUGUGGAAUGCAAUAGAGAUUGCAUCAUCUGUGGAUCUGUUGGGGCGGUAUGUAAAUUGGAGUGGGUCUCAGGUUUCUGGGAUAAUGGUGUUGAUGUGAGCCAUGACCAGCCUUUCAAAGCACUUCAUGGCUACAGACGUGAGUGUUACAGGUCGGUAGUCAUUUAGGCAGGUUAUCUUAGUGUUCUUGGCACAGGGACUAUGGUGGUCUGCUUGAAACAUGUUGGUAUUACAGACUCAGUCAGGGACAGGUUGAAAAUGUCAGUGAAGACACAUGCCAGUUUGUCAGCGCAUGCUCGGAGUACACGUCCUGGUAAUCCAUCUGGCCCUGCGGCCUUGUGAAUAUUGACCUGUUUAAAGGUCUUACUCACAUCGGCUACGGAGAACGUGAUCACACAGUCGUCCGGAACAGCUGAUGCUCUCAUGCAUGCUUCAGUGUUUGUUGCCUUAAAGCGAGCAUAGAAGGGAUUUAGCUCGUCUGGUAGGCUCGUGUCACUGGGCAUCUCGCGGCUGUGCUUCCCCCUUGUAGUCCGUAAUAGUUUGCAAGCCCUGCCACAUCCGACGAGCGUCGGGGCCGGUGUAGUACGAUUCAAUCUUAGUCCUGUAUUGACGCUUUGCCUGUUUGAUGGUUAGUCGGAGGGAAUAGCAGGAUUUCUUAUAAGCAUCCGGGUUAGAGUCCCGCUCCUUGAAAGCGGCAGCUUUCAGUGCGGAUGUUGCCUGUAAUCCAUGGCUUCUGUUUGGGGUAUGUACGUACGGUCACUGUGGGGACGACGUCAUCGAUACACUUAUUAAUACUGCCUUGGUUACUCUCCGUAUUAUAAUAAUGCUGCCAAAUGUUACGCUCCAUAUUAUAAUAAUACUGCCAUGCUUACUAUCCGUAUUAUAAUAAUACUGCCAUGGUUACACUCCGUAUUGUAAUAAUACUGCCAUGGUUACACUCCGUAUUAUAAUAAUACUGCCAUGAUGCUUACACUCCUUCUUAUAAUAAUACUGCCAUGGUUACGCUCUGUAUUAUAAUAUUACUGCCAUGGUUACGCUCCUUAUUAUUAUAAUAAUUAUAUUAUGGAGCGUAACCAUCAUGGCAGUAUUAUUAUAAUACGGAGCGUAACCAUGGCAAUAUUAUUAUAAUACAGAGCGUAACCAUGGCAGUAUUACUAUAAUGUCGGAGCGUAACCAUAAUGGCAAUAUUAUUAUAAUACGGAGAGUAACCAUGGUGGUUAAACUCAGUAAUAUAAUAAUACUGCCAUGGUUACGCUCCGGUCUCCAUAGCUACAUACUGUAGUGACGUGGAGGUCUGCUAGUUUUCUUUCAGGUCAUUCAUUCUAUGUCCUUUAUAGUCCCCUGCCACGGCCCUUUUCACACAACAAGGCUUUUCUCUGUCUGGCUCUUGUAUGUUGAGACACAACAGUUGUAGUCAACACGGCUGUGGUGUGAAGUUGGUGAUGAUAAUGUACUUGUUAUCGCUUAGGCUUUCACACACAUACAUACACACACAGUGUACAUAGAUAAAGUAUAAAGCUGGUUAAAGCUGUAUCUGCCUGGAGGCACAAUUUAGCAUUCAGCAAUAGCAGACAGUCUGCCACACAUCUGGUAUGUCACUAGACCCAGUUGGCACACACACACACACACACACACACACACACUCUCUCUCUCUCACACACACACACACACACACACACACACACACACACUCACACACACACACACACACACACACACACACAGGCAUGCGUUGUAGGGAAGGGGGAGAGGAAACCAAAGGCAUGAAAAGCCCUGCUCCCUUCUAAAUAUAAGCCAGGCAGAGACUAGGGUUAUGAUUAGGGUUAGCCAAAAGCAGCCGUUUAGUUUUUCACAUUUGGUUUCUGGUCUAAUUGAAAGCUUCAGCGUUGUCGUCGGGUACGGGCUAACUAUCUAGUCUGAGGCUGCUCUGUCUUCUUUCCCAGGAGGCCGCAGCCACACACACACACACACACACACAUACACACAGGCACGUGCACAAACACAGGUACACACUUUCCAUUUGGGCUUUUAAGGUGGGGUCUAUGCACCAUUAAUUAUCUGAUUUUAUUAAAAGGGGGAAAUGCUGUCUAAAAUGUGGUCUCGGUUUACUUUGAAAUUAUGUGGGAUGGAGGGUGGAGGGUGGAGGGUGUAGGAGGGAGGCAAUGAAGGGGGAGGGUGGAGGUAGAGGAGGGAGGGGAGGUAGAGUAGAAGAGGUGUGAGGUUGAGGAGGGAGAUGGGGAGGGAGGGUGGAGGUGAAGUGAGGAGGGAGGGUGGAGGUCUGGGGGUGUUGAGUUAGCGGAGAGUGCGGUCGGCGGGAGGGUGGCGGUGAGGAGAGUGGAGGUCGGAGAUGGCGUUAGAGGAGGUGGAGGUAGCAUAGGUAGGGAGGGGAGGUGUGGAGUUUAAGGAGGCGGUAGAGGCGGGCGGGUUGGGUGCGGCGGGUGGGGUAGCGGAGGGGGGUUGAGGUGGAGGGUGGCGGUGAGGCGAGUGGGGUGAGAAGGUGGCGUGAGGCGGGUGGAGUGGCGGUGGGUGGGUUCGCGGUCGGAGGGUGGGGUGAGUGAGGGGGUGGCGGGGGGGUGAGGAGGGUGGGAGGGUGGAGGUCAGACGAGGUGGGGUGAUGCGGGUGGGGUCCAGGGGCUAGGGUGGUGUCGGGGUGGAGGUAGCGGAGUGCUAGGGGAAAUGGAAUCCAGAACUUUUUCCAUGUUUGCAUGUCAGAUCCCCCAUAAGGCCGUGCGGUGCCUCAAAUCUCUGACAGCCAGAGGGAAGGAAACAUGGCUCAAACACUCUGCUCUCUAUCACGCUCUGCAACAUAACGGGACAAUUUGUAUCUUGGAGCGCUUUCGCUCUUUAUGUGUGUAUGUGCACAGAAUAUCAAAUCAAAUGUAUUUGUCACAUGCGCCGAAUACAACAGGUGUAGACCUUACAGUGAAACGCUUACUUACAUGCCCUUAACCAACAAUGCAGUUUUAAGAAAGAAUACCAAAGAAAUCACACCAAAAAAUACAAUAUAGAAAUAAUACGAAAUAAAAGUAACAAAUAAUUAAAGAGCAGCAGUAAAAAUAACAAUAGCGAGGCUAUAUACAGGGGGAACCGGUACCGAGUCAAUGUGUGGUGGCACCGGUGUGGGCGCAGAUGUGUAUGUGUGUAUGUCCUGUGAAUGUGUGUAUGUCCUGUGAAUGUGUGUAUGUCCUGUGAAUGUGUGUAUGCAUGAACUAUGCAGAUGUUCUGUGUUUACAGUAUUUUCAGCGCAUAUGAGACCACUCCAGGGAGAUGAACCCUCCUCACACAGGGGGGCAUGAGUACACACACACAACAGUAUAUAACGCAGGUGCAAACAAACACCACACACACACUCCUCUCUCUCUCCUCUCUCUCUCUCCCUCUCUCAUCUCCCUCUCUCUCCUCUUUCUCCUCCCCCGCUCUCUCUCUCCUCUCUCUCCCGCCUCUCUCUUCAUCUCUCUCUCCUCUCUCCUCAUCUCUCUCUCUCUUCUCAGUCCUCUUUCUCCUCUCUCGUCUCAACUCUCCAUACUCAUCUCCGUCUCUCUCUCAUCUUCUCUCUCAUCUCUCACCUCUUCCAUCCUCUCCUCUCCUCUCUUACUCUCUCCAGUCUCUACCCUCUCUAUCUGCUCUCUCCACUCUACUCUCUACGCUCCUUCUCUCUCUCGUUGCUCUACCCCUGUCUCUAUCCCUCUUGCAGUAAAUCGGGUCCGGAGUAUAGAGACGCUGACAACAUCUAGAAGAGGCCCGACAAAUCUGACAAAAGUCCCUGCUCUGGGGAGAACUGAGACGAGACUAGGGACGACUCGGAAGGAGAAGGAGUAGAGCGAGGGUUUUUAAUUUCGAAUUUUUUCGCUUUUUUUUUUUUUUUUUUUUUUCCUUUUUUCUCUUUUCCGGGGGUCUUUUGGGGGGCCCCCCCCUCGGGAGGGGGGGCCGGUCCGCGUAAUUGGGUGGGCCGGGGGGGGAAGGGUAUGGAUGUGGCGGGGGAAUGGUGGGGUGUUAGGCCGUGAGUUUGAGCUAAUGAGAGGGUGUUUUAAGGUUUGCCAAAAGAGACUCCAGGGGACCCUCCCGGUUUUGGUCACCCGGAUACGGGUGCAAAACCCAACCCGGGGUUUUUUCCUUCCCCUCCCCCUCCCUUUCCUUCCCCCCUCUUUCCGGGUUUUAUUCCUUUUCCCCUCUUCCCCAAAAAACUUUUCAAUCCUUCUACCCAUACUUUUCUAACUCUCUACCCCAAAAAUUAAUCCUUCCCCUCUUCCUUAUAUCCAAAAUUUGACCUAAAAUUUAAAAAUUUCUCCCUAUAACUACUACUCUCCUUCCCGUAACGCAAAACCAACCUUUCCCUUUGAUUUUACUAUAAGGGACCCAAUUUAUUAAAGGGACUUUAAUUUUUUUCAGAAUACGAGUAGAAAACAAGGAAAAGGUAGGAACCCGGGGGAAGGAAAAGUUAAAGGGGUUUGGCCCAGGGAUUUGGCGUGAGAAAGGGACUCAAGAUUUGGGGAAGGCCGGCCAGGUGGAAACCUAGGUAGAAACGCGAAAAGCGGUUAAAAACCCCCAGUCCCCCGGGUUUUUUUUUCGGAGGAAAAAAACCUGGCGCCCCCCCCCCCCUGGACAGUGAAAACCCCAGGUAACUCGGGGAAGAAAGGGCGUAGAGAGAGAGCGGAAUUCGAACAGGGAGUCGAGAGAAUCCGAGACGGGGCAGCAGAAAGGGAGGAAGAGGGUGGGGGGCGAGUAAGAGAUGAGGGAAGCCGGAGGGCGGGGAACGUAAGGGAGGGAGAGAGAUGAUGGGAGGGAGAGAAGGUCUAGGAGAGGACGUAUUUCUGUUUGGCCGUGCACUGCCGAUGAUACGACGAGGAGGGGGUCUGAUGAGAGACCUAGAGUGAACCCCGGACGAAGAAAGUAGGAGAGCUUAGGAAAACGGAAAGAUGCGGUGAGACUUGCAGAGAGAGAUGACGGACGUUGGUGGGGAGUCGAGGCAGAUCGAGGAACCAGAGAGAGGGAGUGAGAGCAGGAGAAGGGAGAGAAGGAGAGAACAUAGGAAGAAGAAAGAGAAAGGAGAGAAGUAGAAAAGGAAGGGGUAAGGAGGAAGAGACGAGGGGAUGAGCUGAAGUAUGAGCAGGCUAGAAAGGAGAGAGGAAGAGAGGAGAAGAGUCGAAGGUGAGGGUGUGAAGAGAAAGGAAAAAGUAUAAAAAUUGAGGCGGGGAGAAAGAGCAGAAAGGGAGACAAGCAGAGAGGAGCAGGGGAGAGGAGGGAGAAGAGGAAAAGAAGGGAAAGAAACCCAAACCCCUGAGUGGUCUAAGCGGAGAGUAUGAAAACAGAAAAUCUGUUUUCCCCUUCCUCCCCCUUCUCCUCCCCCACAAAAAAAGGGGAAGAAAAAGGAAAAGGGGAAAAAGGGGGAAAAAAGGGGAAGAAAAAAAAGGGGGACGAAGGGGAAAAAAAAACCCCCCGGGGUCCCCUUGGGGGAGAGAGUGGAGGGAGAGAAAAGGGGAGCGGGAAAGAGAGAGAGAGAGGAGGAGAAAGGAAGAGAGGAGGGGAAAGGGGAAAUAUAGAGAGGGGGACGAGCAAGAGACAGAGGAGAGAGAGAAGUGUGAUAGGAGAGAAGGCGGGGUAGUGACGAAGCUGGAACAAUAGGGGGAUUGAUGGCUCGGGGUGAGGCGAGAGGAUGGAGCUAGGAGAUGAUUAAUUGAUAAGAGCUUAGAUUGGAGUAGUAGUAGAAGAAUCGAGACACGCAGGUGGACUAAGAAGAGAGAGAGAAGGAUAUUUUAAGCUAUUAAGAUAGGGAGAGAAGAGAGAGAGAGGCGAGAAAGAAGAAAAGGACGACGAUAGACAGAGAGAAGGCAAGAGUGAAGGAAGAGAGAGUAUGUAGUUUAGAGAAGAUAGUUCAUAUUAAACUCCAUCUCCCUGGAGUGGUCUCAUACGCGCUGAGAAUACUGUAAACACAGAACAUCUGUAUAGUUCAUGCAUAUACACAUUCACAGGACAUACGCAGAUACACAUCUGCACCCACACACACGCCAAUAUUCUGUGCACAUACACACAUACCUGGGUUCACACACAGAUGAGUCAUCAUCAGAGGCAUGUGUCCAACUCGUGGCUUCUCCUUCCCACGUCAGUAGAGUAGAAUAGAGACAUAGCAGAACUAUGCAUGGUGUGAAUUAAGACCGGUUGAUUAGAUCAUUAUCAUCACUGAUUUAGAAUAGAGUCAUUUGAGCUUUUGAUGUGAAAUGAUUUAGACAUUUCUGUGAUGGCCUAGGCUGUUACUGUAGCAGUUCGAAGCAGAGUACUCCUUCUUAUGUCACAGCUCCCUCUGGUGGUGUAAAAAAUAAAUGACAGUGCACUUUACUUUAAUAAAUAUGGUAGCAUAGCAUGUGGACUAUGUGGACCUAUAUGUCUCUCUUUGUCCUGUUGCAGGAUCCUGGAUUUCCGCCGUGUCCCUCCUGUAGCCGGUAGACUAUUGAAUAUGACUAAAGAGAUCAAAGACGUCACCAGAGACAAGAAGCUGUGGAGAACCUUCUUCAUAUCACCAGGUACUGAACCAGACACGCUCCACUCCUCUGUUCUCUGUGUCAGUGUCCUAUAGGACAGUAGUCUGAGGUUCAAACACAGCUGUCUUGAGCAAUGUAACUGAAUGAGUAAAACAAGGGAAGCUUAUACAGCUUUAUUCACGGCAGGGGAAUUUAGAGAAACAAGGUAGCUUUGUUCACGUCAGGGGAAUUUAGCGAAACAAGGUAACUUUGUUCACGUCAGGGAAAUUUAGCGAAACAAGGUAGCUUUGUUGACGUCAGGGGAAUUUAUCGAAACAUGGUAGCUUUAUUCACGUCAGGGGAAUUUAGUGAAACAAGAUAGCUUUAUUCACAUCAUGGGAAUUUGGCUAAACAAGCUAGCUUUCUUUAUUCACAUCAGGGGGGUUGAGGCCAGGGCUCUGUGCAGGCCAGUCAAGUUCUUCCACACCGAUCUCGACAAACCAUUUCUGUAUGGACCUAGCUUUGUGCACGGGGGCAUUGUCAUGCUGAAACAGGAAAUGGCCUUCCCCAAACUGUUGCCACAAAGUUGGAAGCCCAGAAUCGUCUAGAAUGUUAUUUUAUGCUGUAGUGUUAAGAUUUCCCUUCACUGGAACUAAGGGGCCUAGCCCGAACCAUGAAAAACCAGACCAUUAUUCCUCCACCAAACCUUACAGUUGACGCUAUGCAUUGGGGCAGGUAGCGUUCUCCUGGCAUCUGCCAAACCCAGAUUUGUCCGUCGGACUGCCAGAUGGUGAAGCAUGAUUAAUCACUCCAGAGAACACGUUUCCACUGCUCCAGAGUCCAAUGGCGGCGAGCUUUACACCACUCCAGCCGAUGCGUGGCGUUGCGCAUGGUGAUCUUAGGCUUGUGUGCGGCUGCUCGACCAUGGAAAUCAAUUUCAUGAAGCUCCUGACGAACAGUUCUUGUGCUGACAUUGCUUCCAGAGGCAGUUUGGAACUCGAUAGUGAGUGUUGCAACCGAGGACAGACGAUUUUUAUGCGUUACGCGCUUCAGCACUUGGCGGUCACGUUCUGUGAGCUUGUGUGGCCUACCACUUUGCAGCUGAGCUGUUGUUGCUCCUAGACGUUUUCACUUCACAAUAACAGCACUUAUAGUUGACCAGGGCAGCUCUAGCAGGGCAUACAUUUGACUAACUGACUUAUUGGAAAGGUGGCAUCUUAUGAUGGUGCCAUGUUGAAAGUCUCUGAGCUCUUCAGUAAGGCCAUUCUACUGACAAUGUUUGUCUAUGGAGAUUGCAUGGCUGUGAGCUUGAUUUUAUACACCUGUCAGCAACGGGUGUGGCUGAAAUUACCGAAUCCACUCAAAAUAAUGGGUGUAGUGUAGCUUUGUUCAUGUCAGGGGAAUUUAGCGAACAAGGUUGCUGUAUUCACGUGAGGGGAACAAAGCAGGGGUGAAAUUUAUGUGCAACUCCUUACGAUAUGAUAUGUGGCUCUUUUCACGCAAGGGGCGCUGAGCAGGAGUUAACAACUUCGGUGAAACGCCACAUGAUAAUUGCAUUUCCAUUUUCGCUUUAGUGUGUUGCACUUGCAUUCAGUACCCACUGGGCACAGACGUCAAUUCAACGUCUAUUCCAUGUUGGUUCAAUGUAAUUUCAUUGAAAUUACGUGGAACCAACAUUGUGCAACCAACUUUCUGUUUCCAGUGGGUAGCGUCUAUGAAUUACAUAAUUAUGCAUAGUAUUGGCGUCAAACGAAAGAACCAAGGACACAGUUGGUUCCUGAUGUAGUGAGGUAUUUACAGAAUAACUGGUGCUGUGAGAUUAGGAUAUCAGGAUUCAAGGAUGCUGUGAGAUUAGGGUAUCAGGAUUCAAGGAUGCUGUGAGAUUAGGAUAUCAGGAUUCAAGGAUGCUGUGAGAUUAGGAUAUCAGGAUUCAAGGAUGCUGUGAGAUUAGGGUAUCAGGAUUCAAGAAUGCUGUGAGAUUAGGGUAUCAGGAUUCAAGGAUGCUGUGAGAUUAGGGUAUCAGGAUUCAAGGAUGCUGUGAGAUCAGGAUUCAAUGAUGCUGUGAGAUUAGGAUAUCAGGAUUCAAGGAUGCUGUGAGAUUAGGAUAUCAGGAUUGUGAUUUAUUAGUUAUCAGGAUUCAGGAUGCGUGGAGAAUCAGGUAGGUGCUGUGGAUUAUAUCAGGAUUCAGAUGUGCUUGUAAGGUAUCAGAGAUUAGAAGGUGCUGGAAUUAUUAAUUGAGCUGGAUUAGAUUCAGGAUUCAAGGAUGCUGUGAGAUUAGGAUACAGGAUUAUGCUGUGAGAGGAUUCAGAAGGAUGCUGUGGGAUUAAGGUUUCAGGAUUCAAGGAUGCUGUGAGAUUAGGGUAUCAGGAUUCAAGGAUGCUGUGAGAUUAGGAUAUCAGGAUUCAAGGAUGCUGUGAGAUUAGGAUAUCAGGACCUAUUUAGGCAAAGUAAUUGUAACAGUAGAGCAAAUGAGGCAAUAUUUGGUCAAAUGAAAUGAAAUGAUUGGCUGCAGUGUUUCCGUUAUAAUGAGGACAUGAUGCUUGGAAUGCUAAGGCAUAAAUGUAUGAAAGUGUGUAUUAUUAUUUUAAAUGUAUGUAGUUCUGUCCUUGAGCUGUUCUUGUCUAUUAACGUUCUGUAUUAUGUUUUGUGUGGACCCCAGGAAGAGUAGCUGCUGCUUUAGCAGUAGCUAAUGGGGAUCCUAAUAAAAUACAAAACAUUAUAAAAAUACAAAAUACAGUAUGAUCAUAUCAACUGUGUUUAAGUUUAAGUACUGUAGAUGGUGCUAUUGGUCACCAAAUUGUCAAAUCAAUAUCACCAACUAAGCCAUUCAUAUCAACUCUGUCAUUUCUCAGCCAACAACAUCUGUUUCUACGGGGAGUGUUCGUACUACUGCUCUACGGAGCAUGCUCUGUGCGGUAAGCCAGACCAGAUCGAGGGUUCCCUGGCUGCCUUCCUCCCAGACCUUACCCUGGCCAAACGCAAGACCUGGAGAAACCCCUGGAGACGAUCCUACAACAAACGCAAGAAAGCAGAGUAAGACACCAAUACAAGGAUGACAUAUUAUAACAAAAAAUAGAGUGGUGCAUUUAUAUACAGGCUUAUACAUCCAUGUAGAGUUUGAAGAGUUGAAGAUGUUGAACAGUUUGAUUUUAAGGUUGUUCACUCGAUAGGUGUAUUUACAUACUGAAUAUAGGUUAUUAAGGUGCUGAUGAGUACUCUGCUGUGUGUGUGUGUGUGUGUGUGUGUGUGUGUGUGUGUGUGUGUGUGUGUGUGUGUGUGUGUGUGUGUGUGUGUGUAGGUGGGAGGUGGACCCUGACUACUGUGAAGAGGUAAAACAGACCCCGCCCUACAACAACGGCACCCGUCUACUGGACAUCAUGGACAUGACCAUCUUUGACUUCCUCAUGGGUGAGACGACACCUCCUAAUACAUACAGACAUCAGUCGAGGCUAUUUGAAAUGUAGCUAUGUAGCCUCUGUUUUCGUCACGCUAGCUGAUACGUAUGUGUGUUUGUAGCAGUGGAGGCUCCUCGGGGGAGGAAGGGGAGGACCAUCCUCCUUAGUGAAUUUCAGAAAAAUAAAAAGGGUAAAACAUUAAAAAAAGUUAUCCUUUUUAGAUAAAACUAUACUAAAUAUAUUCACGUCACCAAAUAAUUGAUUAAAACAUACUAUUUUGCAAUGGAGGUCUACAGUAGCCUCAACAGUACUCUGUAGGGUAUCACCAUGGUGUAGCCGGAGGACAGCUAGCUUCCGUCCUCCUCUGGGUACAUUGACUUCAAUAAAAAACCUAGGAGGCUCAUGGUUCUCACCCCCUUCCAUAGACUUACACAGUAAUUAUGACAGCCUCCAGAGGACGUCCUCCAACCUAUCAGAGCUCUUGCAGCAUGAACUGACAUGUUGUCCACCCAAUCAAAGGAUCAGAGAAUCAAUCUAGUACUGAAAGCAUAAGCUACAGCUAGCUAGCACUGCAGUGCAUAAAAUGUGGUGAGUAGUUGACUCAAAGAGCGAGAAAGACAAUAGUUGAACAGUUUUGAACAAAUUAAUUUCUUCCAAAAUGAAGGAGAAACAAGAGAGAGCGUUAUAGAGAUUUCAUCAUCAUCAUUUUUUUUUUUUACUUUCAGUUUCACUUACUUAGCUAGCAAAUGCAGCUAGCUAGUGUAGUCUACUCAAACACCCUUCUCAAACAGAGGGAUGCUAUGUUAGCUAGCUGGCUAUGACUAUCCAACACAACACUGGAACUCUUCCAAGUCAAGGUAAGCUUUUGGUUUUACUCAUUUAUUGCCACAGGGGGCUGCCAGUGUAAGUGCUAAACUGCUUACUGACUGUACACUGUAAUGGUACUGCAUGAUUGUAGCGGGUUUACUAACGUGUUAUUAUAGCUAUGUUGACUAUGACGUUACUUUAGCUAAUAUGGUGACAACGAUGUAAGCUGUCUGUAGCGGUUAUGAUAUGGUUUGGCUUGGAAAGCUGAUGUGUUGUGCAUUGAAGUCCAUAAGCGAAGGGUCAAGGUGAGAGGAGGAUAGCGCAUAGAUGCGAGAAGGAAUACAACAUGGCUGCUAUGAAAGUGAACUGUGUUUACGUUUGAUCAGGGGUGUAUUCAUUCUGCCGAUUCUGUUGAAAAACGUUUCUUAAACAGAAUCAAACAAAACUAAACAGAGAUAAACAUACCUGAAUCUACCCACAUGUACAUAUUACCUCAAUUACCUUGACUAGCCGGUGCCCCCGCACAUUGACUCUGCACGGUACCCCCCUGUAUAUAGCCUCCCUACUGUUAUUUUAUUUUACUGCUGCUCUUUAGUUAUUUGCUUUUAUUUUUUUACUUAACACUUUUAUUUAUUUUUACCAAAAAAAAUGCAUUGUUGGUUAAGGGCUUGUAAGUAAGCAUUUCACUGUAAUGUCUACACCUGUUGUAUUCGGCGCAUGUGGCAAAUACAUUUGGAUUUGAUUUGAUUUGAUUUGAUUUGAAACUCUCGUUUGCAACUGUUGGACUAAUGAUUACACCCUAGAUUAGCUAGAUGCAGGCAAGAGUGGUAUUGAAUGUGUCACUGUCUAUCACCUAAACAUUUUCUCUCGACCUGUGCACCUACGUUGUAAACUUUCAUUCAUAGGUUAGGUUGUAGUAACCUCAUGAUGGGUAUAGGGAAAAUGUUGGUAUCAUGUAGUAGCCUAAACCCAUCACUGUUACAUUGAACUGGGUGAAUGGAAUAUGAAUGACAGUCAUCCAAUAUGCUGUAAUAGAAAUAAGGCCAUGCUCAUGAAAAAACAAUGGUCCUCCCUCAUCUUAAACGGCACUGACCGCCACUGACACACACACACACACACACACACACACACACACACACACACACACACACACACACACACACACACACACACACUGUAGGGGAGAGUGGGGUAAGGUGAACCAUUCAGCAUCACUCCAUUCAGCAUCAGCAUCACUCCAUCAAGGGAGAUAUAUAUACUACAGUUUUUUACAAUCACUUUGGCACUAAUUUCAGAACCUUGACGUCAUUUUUCAAAACUCUAGACACAAAACUCAAAACGGUCAUCACUUGUAACACAGGCUGUCCAAUGUUCAAAACAUUGCAUUGUGCAUUCAUAUCUUUAAAUAAAUCUUGCACUUGCACAAUCAUUGGUUAAAAAAACAAAUGUAUUGUGAAAACCAAUGAAACGUUAAUUUAGAUCACCCACACACAAGCAACCGAUAGUUCCACUGUGUCAUUGUUCGUACGAUCAUUAAAUAUUGUAGUACAAAAUAGGUGAUACAUGUUUCAUUAUGGUACUACAUGUAAAUACAUCCCUGUAAAAGUACUGCAGUAGUAGAGAGAAUACUAUAGACACAGUGGAAUCAUUGAACAAAAUCUGAAAUAUAUUGAUGAAAAACAAUACAGUACUGUAAAACAUCAAAUGCAGUGUUCCUCAACUUGCUUGCUUGUACUGUAAAAAGCAAAACAUAGGAGUGAUUACUGUACUUCUACAUUUUCAUCAACUCUGUCUUGUGGAUUUGGCCACAGGUUCUCAUCUACAUCACAAUGGAUGUUUUCAUUAGCCAAACAUCUUGGAAAAAACCUUCGGCCAUGGCGAAUCCAGGCCUGACACUGGUCUGCCGUGAUGUCAUUGCAUGCAUCAUCCAUGGCCUGGAGAAGAGUGACUUGUUCAUGAGGGCGCCUAUCAUAAACCUUCCAUCUCCAUGUGGAGAAAAAUUCCUCAAUCGGGUUAAGGAAAGGAGAGUAUGGGGGUAAAUACAGGGUGGUAAAUUGUGCAUGGGCCUGAAACCAUGCUUUCACCAUAUGAGCAUGGUGGAACCUGACAUUAUCCCAUACAAUGACAUAGGUCACGCCAUCAGCUCUACAGACCUGAUCGAGCUCAUCAAGGAAGUUUACAAGGGGACCAUAGAAACGGUGUCUGAUAAAGAAUGAUGAUGAAAUAUUACAUCCAUAGAUAAUGUAGUCUAAUUGGUUCAUGCUCCACGCUAAUUGGUGGCAAUGAAUCUCGUUAUCUUGAAACUUUCAUGAUCUAAACAUGGAAUAUUGUUUGUCUGUUUCCAUACAACUAUGCAUUAAGAGCAAUGCAACAGUUACUUAUCAUUUUGAGCAGUUGUAUCAAUUGAUAGUUGGAUAAUUGUAAUGAAAUGAAUAGACACUCAUCUGAAAUGUAAUGUGUGAAUUGCCUUUUGAAAUAGUAGUACUUUGAUGUUAAGUUGUGUCAUAUUGAACAGGUGAUUAUUGUUAAAUAAACAAAUUAUUUUAGUUUUAUGUGUAUUGUAUCCAAGCAAUUGAAAAAAGUGUUAGAGUUUUGAAAAAUGUGCAUUUUGAUCAUUGGUUGAGUUUUGUGUCUAGAGUUUUGAAAAAUGACGUCAAGGUUCUGAAAUUAGUGCCAAAGUGAUUGUAAAAAACUGUAAACAAAAAUAUAAACGCAACAUGCAACAAUUUAAAUGAUUUUACUGAGUUACAAUUGAGAAUUGAGAAUCUGUGGUAUGACUUAAAGAUUGCUGUACACCAGCGGAGCCCAUCCAACUUGAAGGAGCUGGAGCAGUUUUGCCUUGAAGAAUGGGCAAAUAUCCCAGUGGCUAGAUGUGCCAAGCUUAUACAGACAUACCCCAAGAGACUUGCAGCUGUAAUUGCUGCAAAAGGUGGCUCUACAAAGUAUUGACUUUGGGGGGGUGAAUAGUUAUGCACGCUCAAGUGUUCUGUUUUUUUGUCUUAUUUCUUGUUUGUUUCACAAGAAAAAAUAUUUUGCAUCUUCAAAGCGGUAGGCAUGUUGUGUAAAUCAAAUGAUACAACCCCCCCCAAAAUCCAUUUGAAUUCCAGGUUGUAAGGCAACAAAAUAGGAAAAAUGCCAAGGGGGGUGAAUACUUUUGCAAGCCACUGUAUAUGUACAGUUGAAGUCGGAAGUGUACAUACGCCUUAGCCAAAUACAUUUAAACAAGGUCCCCUGUAGCUCAUUUAAAUGAUUUUACUGAGUUACAGUUCAUAUAAGGAAAUCAGUCAAUUGAAAUACAUUCAUUAGGCCCUAAUCUAUGGAUUUCACAUGACUGGGCAGGGGCGCAGCAAUGGGUGGGCCUGGGAGGGCAUAGGCCCACCCACAGCCAAUCAGAAUGAGCUUUUCUUCACAAAGGGCUUUAUUACAGACAGAAAUACUCCUCAGUUGAAUCAGCUGUCCGGGUGGCGGUGAUCCCGUAGGUGAAGAAGACGGAUGUGGAGGUCCUGGGCUGGUGUGGUUAUACGUGGUCUGCGGAAAUGAUUAAAAGACAAAAAAAAGUGGUGAUUGUGUUGAAUUGUGUCUGGGAAAUAAAGAUAAGACAUGGUUUUAAAAAGGUAGUGGUAAUAUUUCAUUCAGUACAGAAAUGUGUUGGAGGCUUAACUUACGCUGUCCCGCGGCUCAACUUACUAUAAAACGACGUUGGAGGUGGCUUAUGGUAGAGAAAUGAAUAUUCAAUUCUCUGGCAACAGAUCUAGUGGACAUUCCUGGAAUCAGCAUUCCAAUUGCACGCUCCCUCAUAACAUGAGACAUCUGUGGAAUUGUGUUGUGUGACAAAACUUCCCAUUUUAGAGAGGCCUUUUAUUGUCCUCAGCACAAGGUGCACCUGUGUAAUGAUCAUGCUGUUUAAUCAGUUUCUUGAUAUGCCAAAAUUCAUGUAAAGUGUAAUGUUUACAUGAAUUCUGAUUAUUCCCAGGGAUAUACAACAUCCUGAAAUACAAUGCCUUGCAAAAGUAUUCAGCCCCCUUUGCGAAUGUCCUAUUUUGUUACAUUACAACCUGUAAUUUAAAUUGAUUUUUAUGUGGAUGUCAUGUAAUGGACAUAAACAAAAUCGUCCAAAUUGGUGAAGUGAAAUGAAAGAAAUAACUUGUUUAAAAAAAAAUAGAUAACGGAAAAGUGUUGUGUGCAUAUGGAUUCACCCCCUUUGCUAUGAAGCCCUUAAACAAGAUCUGGUGCAACCAAUUACCUUCAGAAGUCACAUAAUUAGUUAAAUAAAGUCCACCUGUGUGCAAUCUAAGUGUCACAUGAUCUGUCACAUGAUCUCAGUAUAUAUACACCUGUUCUGAAAGGCCUCAGAGUAUGCAACACCACUAAGCAAGGGCCAUCACCAAGCAAGCGGCACCAUGAAGACCAAGGAGCUCUCCAAACAGGUAAGGGACAAAGUUGUGGAGAAGUACAGAUCAGGGUUGGGUUAUAAAAAAAUAUCAGAAACUUUGAACAUCCCACGGAGCACCAUUACAUCCAUUAUAAAAAAAUUGAAAGAAUAUGGCACCACAACAAACAAAGAGAGGGCCGCCCACCAAAACUCACGGCCCAGGCAAGGAGGGCAUUAAUCAGAGAGGCAACAAAGAGACCAAAGAUAACCCUGAAGGAGCUGCAAAGCUCCACAGCGGAGAUUGGAGUAUCUGUCCAUAGGACCACUUUAAGCCAUACACUCCACAGAGCUGGGCUUUACGGAAGAGUGGCCAGAAAAAAGCCAUUGCUUAAAGAGGAAAAUAAGCAAACACGUUUGGUGUUCGCCAAAAGGCAUGUGGGAGACUCCCCAAACAUAUGGAAGAAGGUACUCUGGUCAGAUGAGACUCAAAUUGAGCUUUUUGGCCAUCAAGGAAAACGCUAUGUCUGGCGCAAACCCAACACCUCUCAUCACCCCGAGAACACCAUCCCCACAAUGAAGCAUGGUGGUGGCAGCAUCAUGCUGUGGGGAUGUUUUUCCAUCGGCAGGGACUGGGAAACUGGUCAGAAUUGAAGGAAUGAUGGAUGGCGCUAAAUACAGGGAAAUUCCUGAGGGAAACCUGUUUCAGUCUUCCAGAGAUUUGAGACUGGAACGGAGGUUCACCUUCCAGCAGGACAGUGACCCUAAGCAUACUGCUAAAGCAACACUCGAGUGGUUUAGGGGGAAACAUUUAAAUGUCUUGGAAUGGCCUAGUCAAAGCUCAGACCUCAAUCCAAUUGAGAAUCUGUUGUAUAACUUAAAGAUUGCUGUACACCAGCGGAGCCUAUCCAACUUGAAGGAGCUGGAGCAGUUUUGCCUUGAAGAAUGGGCAAAGAUCCCAGUGGCUAGAUGUGCCAAGCUUAUACAGACAUACCCCAAAAGACUUGCAGCUGUAAUUGCUGCAAAAGGUGGCUCUACAAAGUAUUGACUUUGGGGGGGUGAAUAGUUAUGCACGCUCAAGUGUUCUGUUUUUUUGUCUUAUUUCUUGUUUGUUUCACAAGAAAAAAUAUUUUGCAUCUUCAAAGUGGUAGGCAUGUUGUGUAAAUCAAAUGAUACAAACCCCCAAAAAAUCAAUUUGAAUUCCAGGUUGUAAGGCAACAAAAUAGGAAAAAUGCCAAGGGGGGUGAAUACUUUUGCAAGCCACUGUAUAUGUACAGUUGAAGUCGGAAGUGUACAUACGCCUUAGCCAAAUACAGUUAAACAAGGUCCCCUGUAGCUCAGUUGGUAGAGCAUGGCGCCUGCAACGCCAGGGUUGUGGGUUCGUUUCCCACGGGGGGCCAGUAUGAAAAAUGUAUGCACUCACUAACUGUAUUGUCUGCUAAAAUGUAAACUCAGUUUUUCACAAUUUCUGACAUUUAAUCCUAGUAAAAAUUCCCUGUAUAGGUCAGUUAGGAUCACCACUUUAUUUUAAGAAUGUGAAAUGUCAGAAUAAUAGUAGAGAGAAUGAUUUAUUUCAGCUUUUAUUUCUUUCAUCACAUUCCCAGUGGGUCAGAUUUUUACGGACACUCAAUUAGUAUUUGGUAGCAUUGCCUUUAAAUUGUUAACUUGGGUCAAACGUUUCGGGUAGCCUUCCACAAGCUUCCCACAAUAAGUUGGGUGAAUUUUGGCCCAUUCCUCCUGACAGAGCUUGAGGUCAGGGCUUUGUGAUGGCCACUCCAAUACCUUGACUUUGUUGUCCUUAAGCCAUUUUGCCACAACUUUGGAAGUAUGCUUGGGGUCAUUGUCCAUUUGGAAGACCCAUUUGCAACCAAGCUUUAACUUCCUGACUGAUGUCUUGAGAUGUUGCUUCAAUAUAGCCACAUAAUUUUCCUUCCUCAUGAUGCUAUCUAUUUUGUGAAGUGCACCAGUCCCUCCUGCAGCAAAGCACCCCCGCAGCAUGAUGCUGCCACCCACGUGCUUCACGGUUGGGAUGGUGUUCUUCGGCUUGCAAGCAGCUCCCUUUUCCCUCCAAACAUAACGAUGGUCAUUAUGGCCAAACAGUUCUAUUUUUGUUUCAUCAGGCCAGAGGACAUUUCUCCAAAAAGUACGAUCUUUGUCCCCAUGUGCAGUUGCAAACCGUAGUCUGGCUUUUUUAUGGUGGUUUUGGAGCAGUGGCUUCUUCCUUGCUGAGCGGCCUUUCAGGUUAUGUCGAAAUAGGACUUGUUUUACUGUGGAUAUAGAUAAUUUUGUACCUGUUUCCUCCAGCAUCUUCACAAGGUCCUUUGCUGCUGUUCUGGGAUUGAUUUGCACUUUUCGCACCAAAGUACGUUCAUCUCUAGGAGACAGAACGCGUCUCCUUCCUGAGCGGUAUGACGGCUGCGUGGUCCCAUGGUGUUUAUACUUGCGUACUAUUGUUUGUACAGAUGAACGUGGUACCUUCAGGCAUUUGGAAAUUGCUCCCAAGGAUGAACCAGAUUUGUGGAGGUCUAUAAUUGUUUUUCUGAGGUCUUGGCUGAUUUCUUUAGAUUUUCCCAUGAUGUCAAGCAAAGAGGCACUGAGUUUGAAGGUAGGCCUUGAAAUACAUCCACAGGUACACCUCCAAUUGACUCAAAUGAUGUAAAUUAGCCUAUCAGAAGCUUCUAAAGCCAUGACAUCAUUUUCUGGAAUUUUCUAAGCUGUUUAAAGCACAGUCAACUUCUGACCCACUGGAAUUGUGAUACAGUGAAUUAUAAGUGAAAUAAUCUGUCUGUAAACAAUUGUUGGACAAAUUACUUGUGUCAUGCACAAAGUAGAUGUCCUAACCGACUUGCCAAAACUAUCGGUUGUUUACAAGAAAUGUGUGGAGUGGUUGAAAAACAAGUUUUAAUGACUCCAACCUAAGUGUAUGUAAACUUCCGACUUCAACUGUAGAUAUCUUUGUUAGAAAGAAUACUAUACUGAACAGAAAUAUAAACGCAACAUGUGAAGUGUUGGUCCCGUGUUUCAUGAGCUGAAAUAAAAGAUCCCAGAAAUGUUCCAUACGCAACAAAAGCAUAUUUCUGUCAAAUUUUGUGCACAAAUUUGUUUACAUCCCUAUUAGUGAGCAUUUCUAUUUUGCCAAUAUUAUCCAUCCACCUGACAGGGUAAGUAAAGCCUCCAACACAUUUUUGUACUGAAUUAAAUAUUACCACUACCUUUUUAAAACCAUGUCUUAUCUUUAUUUCCUAGACAAAAUUCAACACAAUCACCAUCACUUUUUUGUCUUUUAAUCAUAAUAAGCAUAUUUUAACACAGGCUUAACACCUAACACUUUGUACUUUUUAAAACACCUUUAACAUAAGCCAGGCCCUGUUGUUACCUCAUAUCCCAGCGAUAAGGUCUUGCAUUACACCUGAGAAGAAAACACUUCAAUAUGCUCAACUUGUCAUCAGUCAAUCAUUUAAAAUUUUGUCACAAAGUGGAACUCUUAUAAUCUCCACCCGGCACAGCCAGAAAAGGACUGGCCACCCCUCAGAGCCUGGUUCCUCUCUAGGUUUCUUCCUAGGUUCCUGCCUUUCUAUGGAGUUUUUCCUCGCCACCGUGCUUCUACAUCUGCAUUGCUUGCUCUUUGGGGUUUUAGGCUCAGUUUCUGUUUAAGCACUUUGUGACAUCUGCUGAUGUAAAAAGGGCUUUAUAAAAUACAUUUGAUUGAUUGAUUGAUUGAAGUGCUUAUACAAAAACUGCUCUUUAAAUAUUUUUGAUAUGUUCGUCAAAAGUGAAAUCAGGGUCAAGAGAAACGCAGAGGUCCUUCACAGUUUUAUUUGAUACGACUGUACAACCAUUGACAUUCAUUGUCAGAUCCGACAGCAGAUCUCUUUGUUUCUUGGGACCUAGAACUAGCAUCUCUGUUUUGUCCAAGUUUAAAAGUAAAACAUUUGCUUUCCACUUCCUUAUGUCUGAAACACAGGCUUCCAGGGUAGGCAAUUUUGGGGCUUCACCAUGUUUCAACGAAAUGUACUGCUGUGUGUCAUCUUCAUAACUGUGAAAGUUGACAGUAUGUUUCCGAAUGACAUCACCAAGAGGUAGCAUAUUUAGUGAAAACAAUAGUGGUCCUAGAACGGAACCUUGAGGAACACCGAAACUUAACAUUGAUUUGUCAGAGGACAAACCAUCCACAGAGACAAACUGAUAUCUUUCCAACAGAAAACAUCUAAACAAGGCAAGAACUUGUCCGCAUAGACCAAUUAGGGUUUCCAAUCACAAAGCACUAUAUUAGCCCACACACAGCUACAAAGAUGCACUUUCAUGCUAGGUUUGGGACCUCAUAUUGAAGCUUAUAGAGACCCCAACUGAUAUAUAGAACAACCUUACAAUUAUCUACUUUGGUUUAGAUACAAGCAUCAUGAAACCUCUAACACAAUAAAUUCAUUUGACUUGGUGAAAAUCUGUUUUUUUGGACCUAACUUGCUUACCACUUUUUCUAUGUGGCUUCUUGGUUCACAGACUCCAUGAAAUGAUGACCUCUUCAUAAAUAUGUGGUCAAAUUAUUAAUUUUGUGUAUGGUUUCCUAGAAACAAGGGUGGCUCAACUUACCCCUUUGGCUGAACUUACCACACUCUCCCCUACAACUUCAACAUGGCUCCCUUUCUAAAAUGACAUCUCUCCUUAGGCAACAUGGAUCGUCAUCACUACGAGACGUUUGAGAAGUUUGGCAACGAGAGCUUCAUCAUCCAUCUCGACAAUGGGAGAGGGUUUGGAAAGCAUUCCCAUGAUGAGGUGUCUAUUCUGGUGCCUUUAAGCCAAUGUUGCAGGUUAGCGACUUUUUUAAUAUUUUCCAUCAACUGACAUGUUUGAUGUAUCAAACAUGUCAGUUGAUGCAGACAUCAAGAGCAUUUACUUGGACAAAAGGGCUUACCAAUUAAACGUGUCCAAAAGGACUAAUUAGAGGCAGAAAGAAGUUGGAGCUCUGACCGAAAUGUCAGACACCUGAAUUCAUCCUGAACAAUGAGAAAUAAGAAAUGAAUCUCUGCCUUUUUUGUUGAGUGCUCCAAAUCCUUUCUACCUCGAAUUAGUCCUUUUGGAAGUUUUUCUUGGUAAGCCCUUUUGUUGGAUUUUUGUCAUAGUUGUCGAGCACCCCUCCUACUUUUCUUUGUUUGUUGUAGAGCAGAGGCUCUUAGCAUUUACUUGAAUUAGGACUGGUGAACUGCAAUGCACUUAACCUGAGUUUUCACUUAUGAGAAGUUUAUGACUAUAUGAAGUCGUAAUCUAACAACAUUAAUAAACUUCCUCCAUUCCCUCCUGUCCCUCCAGAGUGAAGAAGUCGACCCACCUGCGUCUGCAGCUGCUGGCUAAGGAGGAGUACCUGCUGAGUGGUCUGAUGUCCGAGUCUCUGCUGAGGGACAAACUGACCCCCAUCCUCAUCCAGCCCCACCUGAAGGCUAUGGACAGACGACUACGCUACACACUCAACAUCCUGGCAGACUGCAUCGAGAAGGAGGGCUAUAGUAAUGUUGUGGAGGAUGACCUGGCGGGGGAGAGGGAGGGGGGGCACACAUCACCCAGGGGA